This is a messenger RNA of Eruca vesicaria subsp. sativa (arugula), 1134 nucleotides long. The record is from the annotation of a GenBank genome assembly. Lineage: Eukaryota; Viridiplantae; Streptophyta; Magnoliopsida; Brassicales; Brassicaceae.
AUGAAUGAACCAAGGCAUCCAUCAGUGUUUCAGAAGCUUCAUGGACAAUCCUCCUUUAUUAGUAUACUCUCUCCGAGUGUGCAAACUCGUAAUCACAGCGUGUCUGGUGCUUAUGUCAAUGGAGGCUUGCAGAGUCUAUUACAGUCAAAUAAUCAUGACACUUUCAUUAUACCACGUGGUUCAGUUCCAGUACUUGCUCAAGCGCCUACCGAGAAAACUAGUACUGGUUUCUUGAUCGAUUUCCUCAUGGGAGGAGUCUCGGCUGCUGUUUCAAAGACUGCAGCCGCGCCUAUUGAGCGUGUGAAGCUCUUGAUUCAGAACCAAGAUGAAAUGAUAAGAGCAGGGCGUCUCUCUGAACCAUACAAAGGAAUCACUGACUGUUUUAGCCGUACAGUCAAAGACGAAGGCAUGCUCUCUCUUUGGAGAGGCAACACUGCCAAUGUUCUUAGAUACUUCCCCACUCAGGCUUUGAACUUUGCGUUCAAAGACUACUUCAAACGUCUGUUCAACUUCAAGAAAGAAAAAGAUGGAUACUGGAAGUGGUUUGCAGGUAACUUGGCGUCUGGUGGUGCAGCUGGUGCAACGUCUCUGCUUUUCGUCUACUCUUUAGAUUACGCACGUACCCGUUUAGCCAACGAUGCCAAAGCAGCCAAGAAAGGUGGCCAGAGGCAGUUUAAUGGCAUAGUUGACGUGUACAAGAAGACUAUAGCCUCUGAUGGUGUUGUAGGGCUAUACCGCGGUUUCAACAUCUCAUGUGUUGGUAUCAUCGUGUACCGUGGGCUCUACUUUGGUUUGUAUGAUUCCUUGAAGCCUGUGGUUCUUGUAGAUGGUCUUGAGGAUAAUUUCUUGGCGAGUUUUCUGUUGGGAUGGGGAAUAACCAUUGGAGCUGGACUGGCGUCUUACCCGAUAGACACAGUGCGUAGAAGAAUGAUGAUGACAUCAGGGGAAGCAGUGAAGUACACAAGCUCUAUUCAGGCCUUUAAUCAGAUUGUGAAGAAAGAAGGGGCCAAGUCGCUUUUCAAAGGUGCGGGUGCCAACAUUCUUCGUGCUGUUGCAGGGGCUGGUGUGCUCGCUGGAUAUGACAAGCUUCAGCUUCUUGUGUUUGGCAAGAAGUACGGCUCUGGUAGUGGCUAA